Cimex lectularius (bed bug) is the source of this 509-nucleotide messenger RNA. RefSeq names its product ejaculatory bulb-specific protein 3-like. The record is from RefSeq and is a predicted model, not a curated record. Lineage: Eukaryota; Metazoa; Arthropoda; Insecta; Hemiptera; Cimicidae. The coding region runs from base 17 to 400 and encodes 127 amino acids. The transcript has 2 exons.
UGAUCAACAGAUCGAAAUGAAGUGUGUAGUGUCUAUUUUCUUCCUUUCGGCCCUCGUCGUCGCCUUUGCGGCUGAAAAGUAUACGACCAAGUACGACAACAUCGAUUUGGACGUGGUCCUCAACAACGAAAGGCUGUACAAAAAAUACUUCCAAUGCCUCACCAACGCCGGCCGGUGCCCUCCUGAUGGAAAGGAGCUGAAAGCAUCCCUGCCGGACGCACUUGCCACCAACUGUGCAAAAUGUUCCAAAAAACAGAAGGAAGGAAGCGAAAAAGUUAUCAAUUUCAUAGUCGAGAAGAAGCCGAAAGACUUCGAAAAACUUGAGGAGCUUUACGACCCCGACGGCGUGUACAGGAAGAAGAACCCGAAAGUCAAGAAACACUCAAAGAAGGAAAAUUGAUUUUUAACAUUGCAAGUCCCUCAAUAUCUAUAUACAUGUAUAUCUAUAAAUAAUAAAAGUAUAAUUUAAUGUUUUAUCGCUUUUUCGACGUUUAAUUGUAUUGUAAAUU